Syngnathus typhle (broad-nosed pipefish) is the source of this 2757-nucleotide messenger RNA. RefSeq names its product SMYD family member 5 (gene smyd5). Bases 53 to 1312 code for a protein of 419 amino acids. The transcript is spliced from 13 exons. Gene Ontology annotation, molecular function: histone H4K20 methyltransferase activity; protein binding. NCBI's taxonomy places the organism in Eukaryota, Metazoa, Chordata, Actinopteri, Syngnathiformes, Syngnathidae. The record is from RefSeq and is a predicted model, not a curated record.
UGGCAUGCGCAUGUGCAAGCGAGUAUCCUCGAGGUGAAAGUUCGUCUCCAAGAUGGCGGCCCCCUUGGAUGACAUGUUUUCCUUCUGCAUGGAUCCCAGCAAAGUUGCCGGCGCCGUGGAAGUGCGAUUUAUUGACAACGUCAAGGGGAAAGGUCUGUUUGCAAAGAGGGGCAUCAAGAAGGGUGAGGUCAUUUUCAUUGAGCGCCCGCUUGUCUGUGCCCAGUUCCUGUGGAAUGCUUUGUAUAAAUAUAAAGCAUGUGAUUACUGUUUACGAGCCCUGGAGACGGCGGAGGAGAACGCUAGGAGACUGGCAGGCAAUCCAGACCUCAGGCUUCCUUAUGCGGAACUCUGUCCAGUCCGACCACAACUCCACCAAGCCUGCCCUCAGUGUCAGGUGAUUUACUGCAGCGCUGAUUGUCGCCAAGCUGCGGUGGACCAGUACCAUCGAGCGCUGUGUCUCGGCCCGUCUCAUGAAGAUCCAGAACACCCCGUCAACAAGCUGAAAGAUGCCUGGAGGACCAUGCACUAUCCUCCAGAGACCUCCAGCAUCACGCUUCUGGCCAGAAUGGUCGCAACUGUUAAACAAGCCAAAGACAAAGCACACUGGCAGAAGCUGUUCUCGUACUUCUGCAGCCGCACAGCCAAUGAGGAAGACGAGCUGGCCCACAAGCUACUGGGGGAGAAAUUCAGGGGUCAGCUGGCGGUGUUACAGAGUCUUUUCAAAGAGGCGCUGUACGAUGAUGAGCUAAGUCGGUGGUUUGUUCCCGAAGGUUUCCGUUCGCUUUUUGCUUUGAUCGGAACUAAUGGACAAGGCAUCGGCACAAGCUCUCUGAGUCAGUGGGUUCAUGCCUGCGAUGCAGUUGAGCUUCCCACCCAGAAGAGAGCGCAGUUGGACUCCUUUAUCGACCAGCUGUACAAAGAUAUUGAGCGAGAAACCGGAGACUUUCUGAACAAUGAAGGCUCGGGACUCUUUUUGCUGCAAAGCUCAUGCAAUCACAGCUGCAUGCCCAAUGCUGAGGCUUCCUUCCCCGACAACAACUUCCUGCUUCACCUCAGUGCCCUUGGUGACAUCGAUCCAGGCCAGGAGAUUUGCAUCAGUUAUUUGGACUGCUGCCAAAGGGACAGAAGCCGUCACAGCAGACACAAAAUUCUGAGGGAGAACUACAUGUUCGUCUGCUCGUGUGUCAAAUGCAUCUCCCAGAUGGAAGAGCCGGACGUGACAUCAGAGGAGGAAGAGGACGAUGAAGAAGAAGCAGAGGCCGAAGGUGAAACGGAGGGCGAUGAUAUGGAAGAUGAGAUGACAGACGUGUGAUUAAAAAAAGACCACAUUCUCGUCAUCCUCUUGACGUGCAACCUCAUCUAUCCUCUAGCUCGGUGCGCACAUCAAUAAACAAAACUUUUCACAGUUGCUGUAAGAAAACCUUUCACCUUUUUUGGCUAGGUGGAAUGGAUCAUGGUUAAGGCUCAAGAGUUUGUUUCUUGCAACUUAAAAUAAGACAUUGGAGCUCAUAAACAAAAUGGAGGCUCAAUGUAGCUGAACAGUGCUGCCGUUCUUGCUUGGGGAUAACAACAGAAAAAUCCACUCAUUAUUUUGAGCACUGUGAUGUAUGUGUAUUUGCUGUAUGUUAAAAUGAUGGUAUAAAGGAAUAUGAGGGCCCCACUUGAAAAGAAAAAAAAAACGGCAAUAAAUUUGUGACUACAAUAACAUAUGUUUACAAUAGUUUGAAUUGUACAAGUUUGCAGGACUAAGACGUUAAAAAUUCUUGUUAGAAUACAGUUGUAAUUUUCAGAAAACAGUUUUCUGAGAAUUAAUUUUUUUUGUAAAAAUAUAUAAUAUGAAAAAAUCAUAUUAAACUUUAAAUUGCAACUUUUUACAAUUCCCCCUUGAAAUGUUAUUUCUUUAGAAGGUUGUUUAUUUUUAAUGCAAUGUUUUAAAAUAGACAUUAGAUAAUCAUAUGACAAGUUUUCUCACACUACUACAGUUUUUUUUUAAAUUGCAAUUUUUUACAAUUCCCCCUUGAAAUGUUAUUUCUUUAGAAGGUUGUUUAUUUUUAAUGCAAUGUUUUAAAAUAGACAUUAGAUAAUCAUAUGACAAGUUUUCUCACACUAUUACAGUUUUUUUUUUCUUGAAAAACAAUGGACUCAAUGUUGUGGUCCACAAAACUAAUCAUUUACUUUUUGUCUUGAACUUUAUUCUCUAUUCUACUCUCAUAAAUAAACUAACUUCAAACUUUUUUUUAAUGAAGUAAAUAAUACCAUUUUUAUGAAGUAUUUGAAAGAAUUUGUAAUUUCACUUAAAAAUCAUUCUUUAUUCUUGUGAUAUCACCAACUUCUCAAGAAAAUGAUUUCAGUUUCCACCAAAAUACAACCUUUUAGAAUUUUAUCAGCUUCUAUCGUGUAAUGCUGCUAUGCUGUUGCAAAAAAUACAUAGUUUAAUAAUAAUGAUAAGAAUAAAACUUAAUUCUCUGAAUAAAUAUAGCAGCGUAUUUGCUGUAGGAAAUGAGGAUUGUUUGUUUUCUGCUUAUCAGUGUCGUCCUAAUACGCCUACGGAUCGUGGCGCCUCUUUAGAUGCUGAGCCAUGGAAACGGGCCAGCAUACGUGAGUCAUUGUCACAGGCUUUUUGUGUCAUUCAAGUUUACACUUAGUCUGGAGUGUCAUUCAGAGAGCAGUUACUAUGGCGCUCAAGUUUAAUUUUACUUGUGUACUGUAUAUAUCCUUCUACAUUUCUCAACCAAUUCAAUACAUUCCCUAUACGAC